AUGGAAUUAAGAAUAAUAGGCAUUUUUCCAUUUGUAGUUAAGGAACCAGCUAAGCCAAAUAGCAAAAAUCGAACAACAGGAACUAUGGAAACAAAACCCAUUCAGUCAGUAACUAAAGAGAUCACUAGAGGUUGCUUGAUCGAGAAAGUUAUUCCUGCUAUUAGAGAAAAAUGGCCAGCUUCCGAUUCAAAUAAUCCUAUCUUUGUACAACAAGAUAACGUAAGGCCAUAUAUUGGUAACAAUGAUUUGAAAUUUAUUGACGCUACCCAACAAGAUGGAUUUGACAUUAGACUUUGUUUUCAACCACCGAACAGUCAAGAUUCAAAUGUUUUAGAUCUUGUUUUUUUUAGAGUGAUCCAAUCUCUUCAAUAUCAAAAGGCACCUAAAAAUGUUGAUGAAUUAGUGGAAGCGGUGGAAAGAUUUUUUGAUGAAAUGAAAGCAGAACAACUCAAUCAUAUGUUUCUUACUUUACAAUCUUGUAUGACUGAGGUGAUGAAAGAUAAUGGCGGCAAUAACUACAAAGUGCCUCAUUUGAGCAAAAAUGGACUAGAAAGAAAAGACAAUCUUCCUCUCCAACUUCAUUGUGAUAUUGAUAUUGUCAAUCAAGCUGCAGCUCUACUUCAACAAUGA
Capsicum annuum is the source of this 630-nucleotide messenger RNA. RefSeq lists its product as uncharacterized. Gene Ontology annotation, molecular function: nucleic acid binding. The coding region runs from base 1 to 630 and encodes 209 amino acids. The transcript has a single exon. Lineage: Eukaryota; Viridiplantae; Streptophyta; Magnoliopsida; Solanales; Solanaceae. The record is from RefSeq and is a predicted model, not a curated record.